Molecule: messenger RNA, 3624 nt
Organism: Pneumocystis jirovecii RU7
Lineage: Eukaryota; Fungi; Ascomycota; Pneumocystomycetes; Pneumocystales; Pneumocystaceae
Exons: 6
Coding region: 1-3624 (1207 amino acids)
Biological process (GO): positive regulation of establishment of bipolar cell polarity regulating cell shape
Cellular component (GO): plasma membrane of growing cell tip
Molecular function (GO): protein binding
Source: RefSeq, a predicted model, not a curated record
AUGUUUUGGUUUGUUUCAAGAAUAGUUGUAUAUUUUCUUCUGGCAUAUCAAAGCGUCGCAGAUACGACAGAUGUAAUAGUUCCAGAAAUAGAUCUUUCAGAAUAUGGAAAAGCAGUGAUUACAGGGGAUUUUUCUGGUAUUAGUUUUUAUGCAUAUAAUAAGAGAGGGAAGUUACUUAGUGCUUCGAAUACAUACAAUAAUGAGCUUUUUAUUCAAGGAUCAAAUGGAAUCCUUACAUCACUUGGUAUAAUUAAUGGUAUUAUUAAUGUCAUGAUUACGAUAAAAAAUGGAAACGAUGUCUAUAUUGUUAUUGGGGGUGAAUUUUCUCGUAUAGGAGAUACAAAAACUAGUAAUAUUCUUCUUUAUAGUUUACAUAGAUCAACGUUUAUUACACUUAAGAAAGGAAUUCCAAAUGGAGUUGUGAAAUCUUUAUAUUAUGAUGAAAUAAAUAAACAUAUUUACGUUGGUGGAAAAUUCCAUUACAACAAUUCAUUAAAUGCUAUUGUCUGGGAUCUUCAUAAAAGUACUUGGAUAGAACUUCCCUUUCAAGGAUUCAAUGGUAUUGUUAAUUCAAUAUCCAGAGGCAGUAAUCAGAAUAUUUUAUUUGGCGGCGAUUUCGAAAAUACCAUCUCACACAUUGGAGAUACGCUUUCAGCCUUUUCUAAAUGCAAAAGACAGGUAUUAAAUCUUCAAACGGCAUGGAUUUCAUCUGAGCAUUCUAGUUCUAAUGAAAAGUAUUCUAACCCAAGGAAUAUUAUAUGUCCAGAUGUUUAUAAAGAUAAAUCUUCUUGGAUUUUAGCUGACGCAAAAAUUGGAAAAUGGAUUGCAAUCUUUCAAUAUGUUUUUAGACCCAAGAAAAUUCGUUUUAAAAAUUCAGAUGUAUCGAAUUAUGGAACAAAAACUUUUAGAUUAAUUUCUCUUCCAAUUAAUGGAAUCAUGAAUUUUAGCUAUAUUGAUCCUGUUACAAAAAAACAAGCAUUUUGUGAAGCAUCAUGUCCACUUCAGCAAGAUUUUUUAGAUUAUCAGGAAUUCGACUUUGUAAAUGUUAUUCCUAUGAUUGGAUUUAGAAUUGAAAUUAUGGAGUGGUACGGAAAGGGAGGUGGAUUGAAAGAAAUCGAAGUCUUGCUCAAUGAUAUUGAGACACACGCUCUAAAUAUGUUUAAUGAACCCUAUUGUGUUAGUAGGGAUUUACGCUCAAAUUCAUACGUUACAGGAGGCCCUUGGAAAAUGGUUAGAGCUAAUGGUGAGAGUUAUCUUUCUACAAACCUUUCUGGAUUAGCUCUGGAAAACUCAUCAGUUACAUUCGAGCCGCGAAUACAACAAGGUGGAUAUUAUUAUAUUCAAUUAUACACGCCAGGAUGUAUUCCGGAUAAUACAUGUUCAUUGCGUGGAAUGGUAAUAUUAGAAAUUUAUUAUCAAGAGAAUACAGAACCUAAAACAACUGUUGUUUAUCAGAAUCAAAAUUAUGGAAAAAUUGAUGUUAUAUAUGAAGGAUAUAUAUAUCCAAUAUCUCCUUCAUUUAAACCUCGUGUAGUUUUAACUCCUGUCAAAGGCCAGCAUAGAAACCUUAAUGUCGUUGCAUUACGUAUCAGAUUUGUUCCAAUAUCUUUUUUUAUUACACUCAAUGGUAUUUAUGAAUAUAAUCCUUCUAAAUAUUCUGCACAAACACCUGAUCAACGAACAGUGAACUCUUCUAUAGAUAUUCUUAGGUCUUUAUUGCCACAUGAUGCUGUUAUUUCAUCUAUUAUUCAUGAUUCAUCUCAAACUAUAAUAGCUGGACGGUUUUUUAGUAAAGGAGAUAUUGCUUUCUCUAAUAUAUUACAAAUAACUCAUCAUGUAAGUUCUUUAGCAUAUGGAGGAGUAAAUGGAGAAAUUUUUUCAAUGCUUUUAUAUAACAGAAUACUUUAUAUUGGCGGGAAAUUUGAUAAAGUUGUUGGUUCAUCUUCAAGCGCAAUUAACAAUGUUGUAUCAUAUUCUAUCAAUGACAAUUCUUGGAUAUCACUUUUAUGGGGUCUAAAUGGUGUUGUAUAUAACAUUUUUAAGUAUCGUGCUUCGAUAAAUGGUACUUAUAAAUUCUACAUAGCGUUUUCUGGUGAUUUUACACAAAUUUUAUCGUUUAAUAAUGAAAAAUUAUCUGACGUAAAUGGGUUUGCUUUAUGGGAUCCAGAUAACAAAAAAUGGAUUAUAGAUAUAGAUUUAUAUGUAGACGGACAAAUAACAAAUUCUAUAAUGGCUUUAGAUAGUGUAUCACUAACAUCAGGAAACAUUAGAGCAUUACACUCUUUAACAGCAUUUGGUGCAGUAUUUUUAGAUUCUUCAAAACACGUUCAUUCUCUUUACCCACUAUCUUUUUCAAAAUCAUUUAAAUCUUCUUUUAAUUCACUAUCUAAACGCAAUAUAAAUAAAUUUUCUAAAAUUAAAAAUUCAGUUUAUACAGGAAUAUUUUAUAAACUACUUUCUCAAUCUUUAAUAAUUCUUGGCGGUCAAUUCAUAACUAGAAAUUAUGAAAAUAAAUUAAUAAAAAACAUUGCUAUAGUAAACGAUUCAGAAGUAACAGGAAUUGAUAUAGACUUAGAUCCUUCUAGUAUUAUAUUAAGUAUUAUUGUGCAUAAAAAUAUUUUAUAUGCAGGGGGAUAUCUUUGGGGCAAAAUUAAUGGCGAUAACAUAAAUGGAAUAUUUAUGUAUGAUUUUAAAAAGAAAAAAUCUUAUCAAACGUUUCAACUUCCUGGAAAAGAUGUUCAAGUAAAUUCUCUUUCUAUGCGUCCAAAAUCGGAUCAACUCAUUGUUGCUGGUAAAUUCGAUAUGGCAGGGUUAUUACCAUGUAAUGGAUUUUGUAUAUUUGAAACUUCAUCCCAAAAAUGGAAAUCUCCUUCAGUAGGUUUUUCAGGACAAAUAACCUCUUUAGCAUGGUUUGAUGAGAAUUCUUUGUUAUUAAGUGGAAUUAUAAAUUUAAAUGGAACGUUGUUAAAUUUAGUAAAAUACCAUUUUGAUACUUCAACAUGGUCUACGGUUCUAUCUAAAGGUAUUUCUCUUCCUGGACCAGCAUUUUCGAUUUUGCUUGAUAAAAAUCAUCAAAAUUCUAUUUAUUUAACAGGAAAGAAAGAAGAUGGUCAUAUAUAUUUUAAUAAAUGGAAUGGAUCAACUCUUUUACAUCUAGAUUCUGAGUUAUUACUGGGUUCAAUAAUAACUCAUUUACGUGUUAUUCCAUUAAAACACAAACAUCGUCCAAAUAAUAUUAUUCCUGAAGACGUAAUGAUUUUGGCACUUGGUUCCCUAGUAUUUUCUUUUGGAAAUGUAACUGGAGCAUUUUAUGAUGGAAAUGAUUGGAUACCAUAUUUAAUAUCAUCUACUUCAACUGGCGAGCCUGGAAUGGCGAGUUCUUUGUUUUUUGAACAUGAAAUUUACCCAUCAUCUCGUAAAUAUCUUGCUAAGGGUUUUGUUGUUUUGAUAUCUCUCUCAAUUAGUUUAUUUAUUAUAUUUUUAAUGACAUUAUAUAGAGUAAUUAUUUCUAAGUAUCGAAAAAAAAAAGGAAUACUACAAACAUCAUAUUUUCCUAAAGAUAUAAAACUACAUGAAGCAUCACCAAUAGGUAUUCCUAAUGAGUCUAACGUAGGGAAUUUAUAA